Porites evermanni is the source of this 1014-nucleotide messenger RNA. The record is from the annotation of a GenBank genome assembly. Lineage: Eukaryota; Metazoa; Cnidaria; Anthozoa; Scleractinia; Poritidae.
AUGUCUGCAUGUGCAAAGGAAGUGACAAGCUUACAAAAGAAAACAACGAAAGUUGUAAAACCUAGUAAAGCAACAAUUCAGGAUACUACUAAGCAGAUAUAUUUCAAAAUAAACGAACCAUUUAAGAGUCUCUACAACGUGAACCUCGCUGAAGCCUUAACAAAAGUACCUGAAAUUGGUGUAACACAAUCAAAAACUAAGGCGCAAAAACAAAAAGAAAGAAGGGAAACUUUAAGGUCCAUCAAACGCAAAACAGAAGACCAGUGGUCUAAGGUUGACUGUGACACAAUGCUGGGAACGCGGCAAGCAUACAAGCAGAGGGAUCUGCAAAGGAAAUCUCUCUACUUUGAGUCCACUCAUGAGGCAAGCGUUCGAACUUUGAAGAGAAAGGCACUUGAGGAGGCUGGUCUGCGCAAAAAGAAGCGUCAUUCUCCUGAUCCAGCAUCAAUUGACUUUGACAAGGAGGGCCUCCUGCAAGAAGUAAAUUCAAUGAAAGAAGGUGAAAAGGUGAGGAUGUUAGUUGUGAUAAGGCAUAAUCAACUGAUUAUUUUGUAGAUAACUUUUAAUCACUAGUUCUGCUUAAACAGAAAAACAAAAGCAGAUGUCAUUGUUUGAUGAACAUUUCAUGCCACCAUUUAUUUUAAUUAGAAAUCUGAGGGAUAAACAAGAAUACUAAAUCUUCAACAUACUUUUCAGAUUAAUUAUUCAGAACUGUCCAGGAAGUAUGGAGCAGCAGAGAAAAGUAAGGUGGGAAAUAUGGUGGUGAAAGAGUUUCUUCAAACUAAAGGGGUGGAUGUGGCAAAGUUUACAGGUCCAAGAAAAAAUGCUCAGCCUGUGACAAGAAGACGCCUCAACCGAAUGUUUGAUGGUGAAAUCACAACACCUGUCCCCCGUACUAAUGCUGCCGUACGAGAAACCUUGAGGGCCAAGAUUAGGGCUGGAGAAUAUCGCUUAGGAGAGAUCAUUGCACCAAAACGCUACAAGAAGUUAAUGCUACAGCCUGACGGUACAUGA